AUGUUUUUAAAUAUAAUGAAAAUAUGGAAGGGAAAAGACCCAGAUGCUGAAAUUGGAUUGUUGGGACAGAUUCAAAAGCUAGAAGGUCUCCAGAAACACAUUGCUAAUAGAAUUAAAUCAAGAGAGCCAAAAUCCCACAAUACCCCUGGCCCUGACCAGGAGUUUGAUUUGGAACAAAGUAGCAAGAAAAGGCAUAGCCUCAUUGCCAAUUCUGGAAAUCUCUCUACUUUACAUGAAGAAGACCAGCCACUUGAUUCAAAGGAUGAGAUGGUCAAGUUGAAUGACCUGUUAAAAAUCAUUGAUUCAUUUAGAGUUAGAAAUAGGAAAGAUCAUAAUCUUCCCAGCAAAGACAAGCAAGAAGAAAUUGCAUUGAGACUUCAGUACCAUGUGUUUGAAACAGCUGAUUACAUGUACCGACAGCAAUUGACAACUCGGGAGGCUUUGAAGAAGUUUUAUCAAUCAAAGGGCACAAAGGAUAUUGCUGCAUUCUGUAUGGUCAAAAACUUUGAAUUUAAAUAUGGAGACUCAGCAUUAGAUUAUGAUGGUACCUGGCUUUAUACCACCAAAGGAAUUCUCAGAAAUGAGAACUCCCUGUCUUACAGGAGUGCAUUAGAAGUGCUUGAGGGAAAGGAGCUUAGAUAUCUCAGUUAUGCAUUCUGUCGGGAGCUCCUAAGGAUAAUCCAUCGUGCUUUAUGGAUCCAUGAUCCUGAUCAAAAAUUUCUGCAUAUAUGCUCCAAAGGGCAAGUUGCGCGUGCUGUUUCUGGGGUGUUUUAUGUGAGUGUGGUAGUCGAGGGCUGGUUUCCGCCUUCGAGUGCCAGCAGUCGAACCUUAAACUCGACCAUCCCCAUGGCCAGCAGCAACCAGCUCCCCUUCCCCUCUGCCGCCGCCGCUUCCCCCCCAGCCAGCUCGGCAGCAAUGGCCAGCCAGGCCUCCGACCCCCCCAGCCGGCCCAGGAUGCCCUACUACACCCCAGCCAACCCCCGCCAGUUCUCCAGCUCCGCCGCCAAGCGCGAGUCCGUCAUGGCCCUCGGCUCCAUCGCCCAUCUCCAGCACUACUUCGUCCGCAAUGGCCUCGCCACAAAGAACAGGUCUGCGAGCCACAAGAACAUGAUUCUUGCCGUCCCGGGCCGCGACCCCAGCCAGCUCUCGGAGGAGGACGAGGAGGCCCUCCAGAACCUGCCCCCGGAGCCGGCGCCUCCCCCACCCAAGCCCAGCCAGCCCCAGUUCCCCGCAGGACGAGCCCUGCCCAAUCUCACCGACCUCGAGGCGGCCCGGCAGGAGGUCAUGGCCCAGCUGGACCAGGUCUGCCAGGCCUGGGGGCUCGUCCAGCUUGCCGCAACCAGGGCGCCCUCGGUGGCCUCGAACCGGUCGGCCGACGACGAGCUCAGCCAGUCCCUCCCCCCCUCCUCGCCCGGCUUGCAAAACCUGCAGCUCGCCCAGUUCUCAGCCUUCCCGGCCGAUCACCCCCUUCUUCUUCAGGACAACGAGGGCUUCAUCAUCAACCUCAUCUCACUCACCACCCGUGCCGUCCGCUCCGUCCAAAAGUUCAUCCUCACCAUCCCCGACCCCGACAUCUUCAGCCCUGCCAACAUCUCCAACCUCGGCGGCGACCUCCAGCGAAGAAUGUCCCACCUCGAACUCUCAACCGCCGCCCGGCCUCGCAUCUCCCGUUCCACCUUCCUCAGCGGCUCCUCCCGCACAUCCUCCCCCUCGCGGCCCGAGUCGGCCGCCGCACUCAUGUCUCGCCGAGCGACUGCCGGCUUCGAUCCGUUCGCGCUAUUCAAAAAGCGGGCCGUCUCGGGCCCGAUGAUGGCCUUUGCAACCUCGCAAGCCCAGACGACCAAGGAUGACCCGCUGGCAAUCCUACGAAAGAUGUCCUUGGAAGUCUUGUCAUGCCUGAAGAAUAUCGAACACAAGUUCAGGAUCCCAGGUUCAUCAACCCCCAUGGACAACCAAGAGUUUUCGAUCCUUCAAUCCUCCGAUCAGUCCCAAAAGGACAGUCCCCCGCGACAAUACCAGGUUGAAGCGAAGAAUGUCGAACAGCAAGACGAAGAUAACUCAGAAGGCUCUCUCGUCCUGCCCAGUAUGAGCUGGGAGUACCGACAGGAUGUCAGUCUGGAAGAAGUACGCGAAGAGGCCCUGGUCGUCAAAGAGUGGCUGGAAUGUGUGGAUGGGAUCCUGGAGGGAAUGAAGAUCAUCACUGGAAGUCGACGGAAGAAGAGCCAUUUGGAGGUCACCAAUAACCCGGCGAUCAGGAAGAAGAAAUCCACCCCGGCAAAAGACCGGAACGUGUUCAAGAAGAUCAUCAAGUCGUCCAAGUUCUCGUCGAGUCAUCCGCAGAACCACGAGCUCAAAGUGCCCGACAUCUCGCUCGACGACGGGACGACGACGGAGGAUGAGGCGUUCUCCGAAGUCGAGGACGAGGAAGAGAGCGAAGAGCUCUUGCCUAAUUGGGCCCGCAACGAUCGCUUCCUGCUCAAGGCUCCCAGACCGGACGACCCGGGCACUCUGGUCGAUGGCCAUGAGAAUGAUCCGUUCGGCCGACUCUUCAGCUGCUUGGUCAGCCAUCUGCCCCCCGAACUCCUCUCUCAUCUUGUCCCUCCCCACGGCGAAUAUGGAUCUAGAAUCGGCUUCCUGGACUCCUUGUCGGAUGGGACAUUACUAUGUCUAGCGUACAAUGCAGUUCUCCGAAAGUCGCAACGGCCGUGGGGCUUCAUCCCGGUCGAGAGUAUCCACAACCUAGUCGGUAUAGGAGGCGGGAUGAGGUCGCCGGAGGGCAUGAGUGAGCGGUCGUUGCGGAAGUCGAGUCUGGGGGCGAUCGACGAGCACGAGGGGGGCGAUGGCGACGGCCUCCGGAGCCCGGCCUCCGUCGGCUUUCAUUCACGAUUCCCCACCGCCGGCUCCGACUCCGCCGCGCCCUCGCCCUUCUUCUCGCCCUCCAUCUCCGCCGAAUCCGUCGCUUCCUCCUCCCUCACCGCCACUCACUCUAACCCCAACCAUCUCAAGGUCGGCCUGACCUUCCGCAGGAUGGAGAAUAUCAAAGUCUGGGCUGCGGCCUUGAAAUUACGCUACUUGAUCAAAGGCGACAUCCCGACCCCGAAGCCGACCACCCACGCGAGUCCGCCGCCCAGCCACCCAGCACGCGACCCGUCCAGUCCGCCCCCGCGCACCAUCCCUUCUCCCACCACCAACAACCCGGCCCACGAGUCUUCGUCCCAUCAACCACCGACCAGUCAUCGCAAAUUCGACCCGCGCUCGAUCGCCAAGAAAUCCGACGGCUGGGACCUCGCUUUGGGCUUCAUGGUCUCCAAAUGGCUCGAUUCUGUCAAAGCUGAGAAACGCGAAGAAGUCCUCUUUUCGAAAUAG
Puccinia triticina is the source of this 3366-nucleotide messenger RNA. RefSeq lists its product as uncharacterized. The coding region runs from base 1 to 3366 and encodes 1121 amino acids. NCBI's taxonomy places the organism in Eukaryota, Fungi, Basidiomycota, Pucciniomycetes, Pucciniales, Pucciniaceae. The record is from RefSeq and is a predicted model, not a curated record. The transcript is spliced from 6 exons.